Orbilia oligospora ATCC 24927 is the source of this 507-nucleotide messenger RNA. RefSeq lists its product as uncharacterized. The coding region runs from base 1 to 507 and encodes 168 amino acids. The transcript has 3 exons. The record is from RefSeq and is a predicted model, not a curated record. Gene Ontology annotation, cellular component: U6 snRNP; spliceosomal tri-snRNP complex; U2-type prespliceosome. Gene Ontology annotation, biological process: nuclear-transcribed mRNA catabolic process; mRNA splicing, via spliceosome. Lineage: Eukaryota; Fungi; Ascomycota; Orbiliomycetes; Orbiliales; Orbiliaceae. Gene Ontology annotation, molecular function: RNA binding.
AUGGACAACAGACGCGGAAACUACCGCGGUUCCUCUCGAGGUUCAGACCGUGGCGGCCGAGGAGGUGGACGAGGCAACUACUCCAACGACAGAAAUUACAACCGCGGCGGCGAUUCGAAUCAUCAUCAAGGUAACCGUGAUGGUGAAGGGAAUUCCAGCGGUGGCGGCCACAGAGGUGGAAGGGACGGUGGGAGCGGAGGAGGUCAAUCGCAUGAAAGGCCUAAGAAGGAGGCUAUCUUGGAUUUGGCGAAGUAUAUGGAUAAGAGGAUUAUUGUGAAGUUUAGCGGUGGGAGGGAAGUCACGGGUGCACUCAAAGGAUACGAUCAAUUGAUGAAUUUGGUGCUGGAUGACGUUCAAGAAGUCAUGAGAGACGACGAAGGAAACGAACAGACCCGUGAACUAGGAUUGGUCGUCGCCCGCGGUCCUUUACUUGUCUUGAUAUCCCCAGUCGACGGCACAGAGCAGAUUGAAAACCCCUUUGCAGCAGCAGAGCAGCCCACAAUAUAA